AGAUUAUACAAAUGCCCCUUCUAGUCCUGGAUUCAUGGCAACACAAGUAGUGAAAAGAGAGAAACAAACAAGACGAUUUGGCCAAAAACCCCAAAGAAGGUUUAUGCAGGGUUUAGGGUGGCCGGUAUGCUAAUACCACUACCAUACCCUCUCUAUGAACACAUUUCCUUUCUCAACUUGCAUUACCCGCGCAUUUUAAUUCAUCUCUCAAUCACUUCAAUUCCAUUUCUUUUCCUUUUUCAUUUCUUUUCCUUUUUCAUUUCCUUUAAUUAGAGUGCCAACUCCCAUAUAUUUUCUACCAAAAAUUUUGAUCCUUUGAUUACUUUUGAUAAGAAACCCACAAUUCUGUCUCUAAACCAUCCACAGUUAUGUGGAGAAACGUCGCAAAACAAGCCACUUUGAAAUCCCAAUCAAAGUCCCUCGAUUUCCCUUCAUUUCCAAGAACGUACAGCUUUUUAGGAGCCUCUAGAGAACCCAUCUUUUUUGAGAAACUCAAGUUCCAUUCGCUUAAUAACACAAGUCCACGACUGGGUUUUCGAGCAAUUGGCGAAAUAUCAACCCAUGAAGAUUUUAUGGGAAAACCCAGUUUUGUUUUUUUGAGAAAUAGUGAUAGUACUAAUGGGAAUCGGUGUGGUGGAUUUUUCCCAAGAGGGUAUGUGAGUGUAGCUGAGGCAUUGUCAUCAACAGAUGUUGAAGAUAAUGUGUCUGGUGCCGAUGAAGUGCAAGAAUUGCAGCCAGAAAUGAGGAAAGAAGAGGAGAAAGAGGAGCACUUUAGGAGGAGGAGGCUACAUGCUAACCCUGGAAUAGGGUCAAGGAAGCAUAGGGUCUUAAGGAGAAGGCAAGUGAAGAUUGAGGCGGAAGCAUGGGAACUGGCAACGAAAGAAUAUAAGGAGCUUUUGAAGGAUAUGUGUGAGCAUAAGUUGGCUCCUAAUUUGCCAUAUAUGAAGAGUUUGUUCCUUGGUUGGUUUGAGCCUUUUACAAAUGCAAUUGCGAAAGAGCAGGAGUUGAUUAGAACGGGGAAGAAUAGGCAGGGUUAUGCUCCGUAUUUUGAUCUGUUGCCAGCUGACAAGAUGUCUGUUAUUGCAAUGCAUCAACUCGCAGCAAUGGUAAUGACAGGUGGGGAACAUGGAUGUGCAAGAGUUGUGACUGCUGCUUGUAUGAUUGGUGAUGCAAUUGAGCAGGAGAUUAGAAUACACAAUAUCUUGGAGAAAACUAGGAAGAAAAAGGAAAAGGCUUAUGAUAGCAAGAAUGGUGUAGAAGGUGAAUCCCCUGCUGUCAUGAAGGAACAAGAAAACCUAAGAAAAAAGGUCACUGAUUUGAUUAAAAAACAAAAGCUGCCAGCUGUGAGGAAGAUUAUGAAGGGGAAGGAAGAUUCAAAACCAUGGAAUGCAGAUGCUAGGGCUAAGGUUGGAAGUCGUCUAAUUGAAUUGCUGCUACAAACAGCUUAUAUACAGCCUCCCUGUGAUCAGUUAGCUGAUAGUCCAUCUGAACCUCGACCUGCAUUUGUACAUACAUUCAGAACUGUGUCAUAUGAAAAUAAGAAGGGUGCGAAAAAAUACGGUGUUAUUCAAUGUGACCCACUAGUCCUCAAAGGCCUAGAGAAAACUGCUAGGCACAUGGUGAUUCCUUAUAUGCCAAUGUUGGUGCCACCACUUAGAUGGAGAGGUUAUGAUAAAGGAGCUCACUUGUUCUUACCAUCCUAUGUCAUGCGGAUACAUGGUGCUAAACAGCAACGUGAAGCAGUUAAGAGGGCACCUAGGAAGCAGCUACAACCAGUUUUUGAGGCCCUGGAUACACUAGGGAAUACCAGAUGGAGGGUAAAUAAGAGGGUACUUAGUGUUGUUGAUAGAAUAUGGAGUAAUGGAGGCUGUCUUGCUGAUUUGGUAGACCACAGUGAUGUUCCUUUACCUGAGAAGCCAGAAACAGAAGAUGAAGCACUACUUAAGAAGUGGAAGUGGAAACUCAGAGGAGCGAAAAAAGAGAACAGGGAAAGACAUGCACAGCGUUGUGACAUAGAACUUAAACUUGCUGUAGCACGGAAGAUGAAAGAUGAAGAAGGUUUCUAUUAUCCACACAAUAUUGACUUUCGUGGGCGUGCCUACCCCAUGCACCCAUACUUAAACCAUCUUGGAUCAGAUCUGUGCCGGGGGAUUUUGGAGUUCGCAGAGGGAUGCCCUCUUGGAAAGUCAGGCUUACGCUGGCUGAAGAUACACAUUGCAAAUCUAUUUGCUGGUGGUGUAGACAAGCUAUCUUAUGAGGGACGGAUAGCUUUUACCGAGAAUCACCUUGAUGAUAUAUUUGAUUCUGCAGACAAACCACUUGACGGAAAGCGUUGGUGGUUGCAUGCAGAAGAUCCAUUUCAGUUCUUGGCUGUGUGCAUUAACCUAACUGAAGCUUUGAGAAGCUCCUCGCCAGAAACAUAUAUUUCACAUAUUCCUGUUCAUCAGGAUGGUUCCUGCAAUGGCCUACAACACUACGCUGCACUUGGAAGAGACAAGUUGGGAGCAGCUGCUGUUAAUCUAGUUGCAGGAGAGAAGCCUGCAGAUGUCUACUCGGGAAUAGCUGCUAGAGUACUUGAUAUCAUGCGGAGGGAUGCACAGAAAGAUCCAGAUGUUUUUCCUGAUGCAUUGCGUGCAAAAGAAUUAAUUAACCAGGUGGAUAGGAAAUUGGUGAAACAGACAGUGAUGACAUCUGUAUAUGGUGUAACUUACAUUGGUGCUAGAGACCAGAUCAAAAGGAGGUUAAAGGAACGUGGUAUCACAGAGGAGUCAGAUAUCUUUGGUUGUUCUUGCUAUGCUGCAAAGGUGACCUUAACUGCCAUAGGAGAGAUGUUUGAAGCUGCACGAAGUAUCAUGAACUGGCUUGGGGAUUGUGCAAAGAUUAUCGCAUCUGAAAAUGAGCCAGUGCGGUGGACAACUUCCCUAGGACUUCCUGUUGUACAACCUUAUCGUAAAUUAGGGACGCGAAGUAUCAAAACUUCCCUACAGGUUUUAAUACUACAAAAAGAAACUGACAAGGUUAUGGUCCAACGACAGAGAACAGCUUUCCCACCAAAUUUUGUUCAUUCCCUUGAUAGUUCUCAUAUGAUGAUGACUGCAGUUGCCUGCAGAGGGGCAGGCUUAAACUUUGCAGGAGUUCACGAUUCAUAUUGGACGCAUGCAUGUGAUGUGGAUGAAAUGAAUAGGAUACUGAGGGAAAAGUUUGUUGAGCUCUAUGAAACACCUAUAUUGGAGAAUUUGUUGGAGAGCUUUGAAAAGUCUUUUCCCACGUUGUCUUUUCCGCCUUUGCCUGACCGGGGAGACUUUGAGCUGAGGGAAGUGCUGAAAUCACCUUAUUUCUUUAACUGAUUCAGUGCAAGGGGUCCUCCUCUCAUUGCUACACUAACGUGACCCCCUUCUUUUAUGGGUGUCAUUAAUUCUUUGUUCCUUGCCAAGCCUGGCUAUGGAAAGCUGUGAUCUAAUGAAGAACUUCCUGCUAGAGACUAGCCUCUCUAUUGUAUAUAGUAUCUUGAAAGGAGUCGUCGAGCAUUGAAGAUCUUCAUUUGGUCUGUGAGUUUUGACUCAGCUCUGAAUGCUGUUGUAUAGCAAGCAUAUUUAUUUUGUUCUGGGAAUAGGCCUCGCUGGGUUCUUGCAUUGAACAAGAAUGAAUGAAGAGACUUGUGAUCAUUGUGACCC
Messenger RNA from Populus nigra (black poplar), 3674 nucleotides. RefSeq names its product DNA-directed RNA polymerase 2B, chloroplastic/mitochondrial-like. The coding region runs from base 369 to 3347 and encodes 992 amino acids. The transcript is spliced from 19 exons. Gene Ontology annotation, biological process: mitochondrial transcription. The record is from RefSeq and is a predicted model, not a curated record. Gene Ontology annotation, molecular function: DNA-directed RNA polymerase activity; DNA binding. Gene Ontology annotation, cellular component: mitochondrial DNA-directed RNA polymerase complex. NCBI's taxonomy places the organism in Eukaryota, Viridiplantae, Streptophyta, Magnoliopsida, Malpighiales, Salicaceae.